ACAGAGCCGACCACGGAAGCGACGACAGAGCCGACCACGGAAGCGACGACAGAGCCGACCACGGAAGCGACGACAGAGCCGACCACGGAAGCGACGACAGAGCCGACCACGGAAGCGACGACAGAGCCGACCACGGAAGCGACGACAGAGCCGACCACGGAAGCGACGACAGAGCCGACCACGGAAGCGACGACAGAGCCGACCACGGAAGCGACGACAGAGCCGACCACGGAA
Priapulus caudatus is the source of this 234-nucleotide messenger RNA. RefSeq names its product G8 domain-containing protein DDB_G0286311-like. Lineage: Eukaryota; Metazoa; Priapulida; Priapulimorpha; Priapulimorphida; Priapulidae. The annotation marks the transcript as partial. The transcript has a single exon. The record is from RefSeq and is a predicted model, not a curated record.